AUGUCCAAAUUAGCAUUGAAGGGGUCUAGUAAGACUGUUUGUGACUACUUUGAGUUUUCCAUCAAUAGCAUUUUAUUUCAAAGAGGAAUUUACCCUUCUGAAGAUUUUCAAACAGUCAAAAAGUACGACAUACCUUUAGUUAGAGUUAUUGAUGAAGACAUAAAAUCAUAUAUUAAUCAAUUCUUAGAGCAGAUCAAGAAAUGGGUUUAUGGUACGAAACUACAAAAAUUAAUAUUGGUUAUCAUUGAUAAGGAUUUGGGGGAAGGUAUAGAAAGGUGGGAAUUUGAUUUAGAAAAUAAUGAAAAUAUUACUACCAAGGAAAGCGAACGAAAAGAAAUUCAAACCAUCAUAAGACAAAUCACCAGUUCUUCAGCAUAUUUACCCAUAUUAACCGGCGAAUACACGUUCAAUAUAUUGGCCUAUACCCAGGAUACUCCUAUAGUACCAACAGAGUGGGCUGACAGUCAGGAUUUGAAUCUUCAAGGAGACGUUGAAUCUGUCAAUUUCAGUAGAUUGAAGGCUGGACUGCAUACUGUAGGAACUAAAGUGUCCUACAGAUUAGAAUCGUAG
Messenger RNA from Yamadazyma jaroonii, 570 nucleotides. NCBI's taxonomy places the organism in Eukaryota, Fungi, Ascomycota, Pichiomycetes, Serinales, Debaryomycetaceae. The record is from the annotation of a GenBank genome assembly.